CCACAAUAUUUCACUAGAAUAAUUGGCAAAAAAAGAUGCAACAUAGUCCACAAUUUUAUUUACCUCGAGAUAGAUAUGACUCACCUUGAAAGUGGUAUAAUAUCUUUCGCACACUACCAAAUGUUCUGGAGCAAAAAGUGUCUGUCCGUGGCCAUGGUAUGCCAAUGAAUCCAUCCUAUUAUGAUAGCUGAGUCAUCUUUUAAAAGAAUGAAUCCACCUGCAAGCAUAAUCUCACAUAACCAUUCUCUACCCUGAUCACUCUCAACUCAGCUCCUGAGAUAGUGGUAUUAAAGAUCCGGUUCCUGCCUGCAGCAAUUAGAUGUGAGUUAGGACUUAUACUCACAAACCUUGUUCCUUCUUGCUCAUACUAUUAUUAAAUUUUUUUUUGAAAAAACUCAGGAGGUGGAGGCUCUGCCAAAGCCCCUCCUUGGGCACGGCUCCGGACCGUAAAUUUCGGUGGUUGAGUGCUCUUCUCGAACCAUUCGUGACGGGCCGGAUGUGAUAAGUCCAAUGUGCGACACUGAUGCCGUGGUCCGCGUUGAAAGAGAAUAUGAGUUACCAACUGCUCGUCACAGCGAUUCCAGACGCUGUCGAAAAGCCAAGCGAACAGGCACUAGCACACGUGAUUGUUUUCAGACGUGAGACAGAGACAGAGGAAGAGCGCGGUGGGUGAUCCAGCGGUGGAUACGCUCGAAAGAAGCCGAACCCUUCUUUCUCGCGAAAGAUACAACCCCGAUUGCCCAACAACCAAGGAUCUAUGUCCUCAAUUAGCAACACCCUCCUCUCAGCUUAAAUAGCCACAUUCUCUCCUUCGCAUUCCUCCCAUUCCCGAGUCUCCUCUCUACAAAGGAGACACCACAGCAUGACAAGCCACCAGAAUUCCGAUUCCACUACCUCCCAAUUUGAUAACUCAAAGAAGAGGAGAAAGCUCCUCCUCCUCCUCGUCACCUCCUUCCUCCUCAUUGCCGCCGUCAUUGCCACGGCCUCCACCCUCCUCGCCCGCCACGCCGUCACCUCCCACGAGGCCACCGUCUCCCAUGCCAUCCUCCGGUCCUCCUGCCUCUCCGCUCGCUACCCCGACCUCUGUUACUCCGCCGUCGCCGCCAACCCGGCACUGGUCCAGACCAUCUCAAAACCCAAGGACGUUAUCCACGCCUCCAUCAACCUCACCAUCACCGCCAUCCAGCGCUCCUUCCGCCACGUUGAAAGGCUCUCCGCGUCCCACGCCAACCUCACCACGCGGGAGCGCACUGCCCUCCAUGACUGCCUCGAGAUGUUCGACGAAUCACUCGACGAGCUCCGCCUCACAGACGCCGACCUCCGGGCCUAUCCCGCCGGCAAGCCCCUCCGUCGGCAUGCCCUCGACCUUGAGAUUCUGGUCAGCGCCUCCAUGACCAACCAGGAGUCGUGUUCCGAUGGCUUCUCCUACGAGGACGUCGAGAGGCGCCUCCGCCGCGAGAUCCUCUCCGGCCUCACGCACGUGACCCACAUGUGCCGCAACGCCCUCGCCAUGAUCAAGAACAUGAUCGACGCCGACAUUGCAGCUGCGGACGUGGCGGCGGACGGCCGGGGACGGCGGAUGCUGGGUUUCGACAUCGAUGAGGAGGGGUUCCCGGAUUGGAUGGAGAAGAAGGAUAGGAGGCGGCUGCUGCAGGCCACGGGGGAGGUGAAAGCGAAUGCGGUGGUGGCACCGGACGGGAGCGGGGAUUAUAAGACAGUGGGAGAGGCGGUGGCUGCGGCGCCGGCAAAGAGCAAGACGAGGUGGGUGAUACAAAUAACGGCGGGGACGUAUGAAGAGAAUGUGGAGGUGCCGAAGAAGAAGACGAAUUUGAUGUUCAUCGGAGAGGGGAGGAAAACCACCAUCAUCACCGGCAGCCGCAACGUCGUGGAUGGGAGCACAACCUUCCGUUCCGCCACCUUAGCCGUGGUGGGCGAAGGGUUCCUAGCCCGCGGCCUCCGCAUCCAGAACACGGCCGGACCGUCGAAGCACCAGGCGGUGGCCCUUCGCGUGGGCUCCGACCUCUCGGCCUUCUACGACUGCGACAUCAUCGGCUACCAGGACACCCUCUACCUCCACUCCCUCCGCCACUUCUUCCGCAGCUGCCUCAUCCAGGGCACCGUCGACUUCAUCUUCGGCAACGCCGCCACCGUCCUCCAGGACUGCGACAUCCAGGUCCGCCGCCCCAACGCCAACCAAAAGAACAUGGUCACCGCUGAUGGCCGCGACGACCCCAAUGAACCCACCGGCAUCGCCAUCCACCGCUCCCGCAUCACCGCCGCCCCCGACCUCGAGCCUGUUAAGAGCUCGUUCCGGUCGUACCUCGGGAGGCCAUGGAAGGAAUACUCAAGGGCUGUGAUAAUGGAGUCGGAAAUCAGCGAUGUGAUCGAUCCCGCCGGGUGGCACGAGUGGAACGUACCCUUCGGGCUCGACACAUUGUAUUACGGGGAGUAUAAGAACACCGGUGCCGGUGCCGGGACGGCAGACCGGGUCAAGUGGAAGGGAUACAGGGUUUUAACCGAUGUCCAAGAAGCAAAGCAGUUCGCUCCCGGGAACCUUCUCGGGGGUUCGAAUUGGUUGGAUUCCACUGGAUUUCCCUACUCCCUGGGUCUAUCAUCUUGAUCGGUUGUGUUGGUGUCUCAUCUAUCUAUGCACUGUACCAGCGUUUUCUUCUAUAUAUCUAUUACGUGCCAUUUUGAUGACAAUAAUUAAGAGCGUUAUAUAUCCUUUUUAUGGUGUUCUAUCGUAUGUAUAACAGGUUGUAGUCGGGUUGGAAUUGAUCUGACCUGCAUCUGUUGUAGUUAGUCAACUUCAGUUUUUUUUU
Molecule: messenger RNA, 2822 nt
Organism: Phoenix dactylifera (date palm)
Lineage: Eukaryota; Viridiplantae; Streptophyta; Magnoliopsida; Arecales; Arecaceae
Product: pectinesterase-like
Biological process (GO): cell wall modification
Molecular function (GO): enzyme inhibitor activity; pectinesterase activity
Source: RefSeq, a predicted model, not a curated record